Messenger RNA from Arabidopsis thaliana (thale cress), 2172 nucleotides. RefSeq names its product Regulator of chromosome condensation (RCC1) family protein. Bases 316 to 1674 code for a protein of 452 amino acids. Lineage: Eukaryota; Viridiplantae; Streptophyta; Magnoliopsida; Brassicales; Brassicaceae. The record is from RefSeq and is marked reviewed. The transcript is spliced from 11 exons.
UUUAAAUAUUUGAGGAUAGUCUUUUGCUUCCAGAAAGUUCUCCACAUUUUUAUUUUUAAAAAACAAAAAACAAAUCGCGGUCUAGAUCACGCCACGUGUUACUAAGAUGACGUGGUAUCCGAGGUGGCACAACGUAAAUCCCCGUAAUUGAUUCUCUCUCUCUGAGUCAACUCGUUCUCUCUUGUUUCUCUCCGUUUCGAGACUCAUCUGAAAAACACGAAUUUGCAGUGAGAGGUGAAACGCAGAUCACUAUAUUGUUUUGGGUUUUGUGUGUGAGUGGUUUAUGGUGAUUUUGGAUUUGGAAGAAUCGUUGCCAUGAAUGGGAAUAUUGUAGGAAAGGUUCCGAUUGGGGAAUGUAAAGCGACUGUAGUUUACAUGUCCGGUUACUUACCAGGAGCUGCGUCGGAGAAAUCCCCGAUUCUCUCCCCUGUUCCCGUGCGUUUAUCGGCGGCUGUUCACGGUGGAGAUUCGUGGAAAGAUGUAUGUGGUGGUGGUUGUGGAUUCGCUAUGGCUAUUUCAGAGAAAGGAAAGCUUAUAACUUGGGGUUCUACUGAUGAUGAAGGACAGAGCUAUGUGGCUUCUGGGAAGCAUGGGGAAACUCCAGAGCCGUUUCCUCUUCCUACGGAGGCUCCAGUCGUUCAGGCUUCUUCAGGAUGGGCACAUUGUGCGGUUGUAACAGAGACUGGUGAAGCAUUUACUUGGGGUUGGAAGGAGUGCAUUCCAUCAAAGGAUCCUGUUGGAAAGCAGCAGAGUGGCUCAAGUGAGCAAGGUGAUAUCGGUUGGGAUAUCUUUGGUUGUAGUGUUGUUAUUUUUUUAUUGUUGAUGGAUAUGGUAACGUUUUCAAUUGUGAUAGUGAGUCCAGCAUCACAAGGUUCAAAUGCGGCUAGUGGUACGACACUACAGAAUGAGAACCAAAAGGUAGGGGAGGAAUCAGUGAAGCGGAGACGGGUUUCAACUGCCAAAGAUGAAACUGAAGGCCAUACAUCUGGAGGCGACUUCUUUGCUACAACACCUUCACUUGUGAGUGUUGGCCUUGGAGUGAGGAUCACCAGUGUUGCUACUGGUGGUCGGCAUACGCUGGCAUUGUCAGAUUUAGGACAGAUUUGGGGUUGGGGAUAUGGAGGCGAAGGUCAACUAGGAUUGGGUUCCCGGAUUAAAAUGGUGUCAUCUCCUCAUCUAAUACCUUGCCUUGAAUCAAUUGGAUCUGGAAAAGAAAGAUCUUUCAUAUUACAUCAAGGAGGAACAACAACCACGUCUGCUCAAGCUUCUAGAGAACCUGGUCAGUACAUCAAGGCCAUUUCAUGUGGAGGUCGUCAUAGCGCAGCAAUUACAGAUGCUGGCGGGUUAAUAACUUUUGGCUGGGGACUCUAUGGACAGUGUGGCCACGGAAACACAAAUGACCAGUUAAGGCCCAUGGCUGUGUCAGAAGUGAAGAGUGUUCGGAUGGAAAGCGUAGCAGCUGGAUUGUGGCACACUAUUUGCAUCUCUAGUGAUGGUAAAGUGUAUGCCUUCGGUGGAAACCAAUUUGGGCAACUGGGAACUGGUACUGAUCAUGCUGAGAUAUUACCGAGGUUGCUGGAUGGCCAGAAUUUGGAGGGCAAACAUGCAAAAGCAGUUAGUUGCGGCGCGCGACAUAGUGCGGUUUUGGCAGUUGUUUUAACGAGAAGAAACUAAAGAGCCCUAGCUUGUGAGAUGCUGCAACUUGUCUUCAGAAGAUGGUCAGUUGCUAUGCUGGGGAUGGAACAAAUAUGGACAGCUGGGUCUAGGGGACACGAAUGACCGGAACAUUCCUACACAAGUCCAGCUGGAUGGCUGCAGACUGAGAAAAGUGGCGUGUGGAUGGUGGCAUACAUUGCUACUAGGAGAUUCACCCACUUGAGUUUUCCCAACCAAUCACCAAAUCCUCAGAUACACAUUUCCGGGUUUUGUCUGUAGGUUUGACGAUGUACAUACAGACAGGCUUUUUGCUGUGUAUGUAUUUCCUUCUUUAACAUUAAUCCGUCUUCAUGUUUUUUACUUAGGGGGAGAGCUUUGACUUUGUAUUGUGUAGCAAAUUGCGGAACAAAGAAUAAAACUGUUUGGUAUGAAAAAAAAAACUUUAGAUUGGUAAUAGUUGCGAAUAUAAAAUUUUCAAGAGUUGUGAGGAUAACUCAUCUACUAGGCUUCUAGUUA